AUGGCUUCUCCGGCCAACAACGUCGCCCCCGUCGAGAGCAACGGCCGCAAAAGGGCUUUUGAGGGUGCCCGCAACUACCGUUUCAAGAAGCAAAAGAAAGAGAAGGACCAGAAGCAGUCGGUGCUGAAGACCGAGGGCACCCAUGAGGAGGUUCUGCUGAAAGACGUCGAGGCGCUGCUGAGAAAACAUUCAAUCAUCGACACCCCGUCCGAACCCAACGCUGAGGCGAAUGGAGAAUCAAGCCCUGCCUCACUCCCGGAUCCUUUCACCGAGGUUGAACUCACGGUGCAGGAAAUCUCUUCGACUGGUGACGGGCUUGCGCUGGCUCCGAACUCGAACCAAGUGUUCGUCGUUCCUUUUACCACUCCCGGCGAUAAGGUCAAGGCCAAGGUCGUGAAGCACUUCACAAAGGAGCGCUACACCUUGACAGACUUCAUCCAGGUCCUCAGCCCAGGAUCUCUAAGAAAUGACUCGCUUGUAAACUGCAAGUACUUUUCUUCUUGCUCCGGCUGCCAAUUCCAAAUGCUGCCAUACGAGGCGCAGCUGGCACAUAAGAAGACUAUUGUCGAAAAAGCCUACAAGAACUUCUCCGACUUGGCACCAGAGCUGGUGCCAGCGGUUGCCGACACGAUUGGCUCCCCCCUGCAGUUUGGCUACCGCACCAAGCUAACUCCGCACUUUGAUGGCCCGCCGGGUAAGAAGAGGAGUGAUGGUCGCCAUGGCAUCCGGAGAAAGUUUGAGCAAGUUCCGCCUAUUGGUUUCAUGAAGAAAGGGACCCGCCAGACUCUUGACAUUGAGGACUGCCCCAUUGGUACCGAUGCUGUCCGCAUGGGAAUGCAGAGCGAGAGAAAGCGUGUGGCGGUCGAGUUGGACAAGUACAGCAAAGGCGCCACAAUCCUCCUCCGCGAGAGCACCAAACGCCUUCCCAAAGACCCGGCGCCACAGCCGCGCGACGAUGCCAUCCUGGAGGACCGCGGCGCACAUUUCCACGAGAAAACCUGUGUCACGGACCAGAAGGGCCGCACGACAGAGUAUAUCGACGACUUCAAGUUCGAGAACCCGGCCGGCGCCUUCUUCCAGAACAACAACUCCAUCCUCCCCAAAUUCACCCAGUACAUCCGCGACCGUAUCCUUCCCCGGGGAACCGACCCUGCGGACCCCGACCGCAAGAUUAAGCACCUCAUCGACGCUUACUCGGGCUCCGGGCUCUUCACCAUUACUCUCUCGCAAAUGUUCAAGAAGUCGCUCGGCAUCGACAUCUCGUCGUCGUCGAUUGAGUUUGCGUCGACGAACGCGCGUCUCAACAACCUCGCCGAGGACCAUGCCGCCUUCAUCGCCGCCGACGCCGCCAACCUAUUCGCAUCCAUCGAGACCCCUGCCGACGAGACUGUCGUUGUCAUCGAUCCUCCGCGUAAGGGCUGCGACGAUCUGUUCCUCCGUCAGCUGCUGAGAUACAGCCCUGCCCGCGUCGUCUACGUGAGUUGCAACGUGCACACCCAGGCGAGAGACGUAGGCAUUCUUGUCAAUGGUAUGGAAGGCGUGGAUGGCGGUUUUGGACCCGGUAAAGGCGUGUAUGAGAUCGAAAGCUUGGUGGGCUUCGACUUCUUCCCGCAGACGGGGCACGUGGAGGGCGUGGCAGUGUUGCAGAGGAGGAACGAGGCAGCGCCGGUUGAGGUGGGGAGGGGGGCAUGA
Messenger RNA from Lasiodiplodia theobromae, 1692 nucleotides. Its product is annotated as tRNA (Uracil-5)-methyltransferase. Gene Ontology annotation, molecular function: tRNA (uracil(54)-C5)-methyltransferase activity, S-adenosyl methionine-dependent. The transcript has a single exon. NCBI's taxonomy places the organism in Eukaryota, Fungi, Ascomycota, Dothideomycetes, Botryosphaeriales, Botryosphaeriaceae. Gene Ontology annotation, biological process: tRNA processing. The record is from RefSeq and is a predicted model, not a curated record. Bases 1 to 1692 code for a protein of 563 amino acids.